Molecule: messenger RNA, 6465 nt
Organism: Cydia strobilella
Lineage: Eukaryota; Metazoa; Arthropoda; Insecta; Lepidoptera; Tortricidae
Gene: Mtp
Exons: 26
Coding region: 221-4696 (1491 amino acids)
Biological process (GO): lipid transport; lipoprotein metabolic process
Cellular component (GO): endoplasmic reticulum; Golgi apparatus; basolateral plasma membrane
Source: RefSeq, a predicted model, not a curated record
AGGUAUCAAACAAAGAUAGAGUACUGAGUUUCGAUAUCGAAACCAAUCGAAACGUGAUCGAAACAAAAGCAUCGAUAGCGUAAUGACGUAAACAGAUAACAAAGUUCUAGCAAAGCCGGCAAAUUUGACAGUUUACGAGCGAUAUCCGGAGUAAGGGGACGUGUCCCUAGUUGUCCGGGACGCGCGGAAGCUUAUGUGACGUGGAAGUGAAAUCCUGACGAUGCUGGUGUUGUUAUGCGCGUGCGCAUAUCUGGCUGCGGGCGCAGCGGAGCCGGCGCUGCAGGGCUCCUCGCGCUGGUCGGUGGCGUCCAGCGUGCUGCUGAGCGACGCGGCCACCACGGGAGGAGAGUUGGGGUAUCGUCUGCAAGCCGCGCUGACGUUGCGCGCGCAGCCGCUAGAAGAAGGGCUGUUGCUGCACUUCACGCUGGAGUCCCCUCAGCUGAUGCUCCGAGGCAAGCACCAGAAUGCAGAGUUCCUCCCGAAGCCUUCCAUAUGGGACUCCAUGCCCAGCUCUGAGUUCCUGGCCGUGUGGAGUGAAGGCCACAUUACGGAGGCCUUGCUUGACCCCGCAGACCCUCCUGAUGUGCUGGACUAUAAGAAGGCUCUCAUCAGCUUAUUCCAGUUCCAAGUAGAGGAGGGUGAGCGCAAUGAGACCGAUGUGUCGGGCUACUGUCAUGUGCACUAUGAUGCCGUCUCCGAAUUGGUCUUCAGGAAAAGCAAGAUGCAAUGCACGUGGCAAGAAACGGUAGACGAGGACGAAAACGACGGCUGCGCGGAGCGACGGCGAGUCGUUCGCUACGAAUUGGCCCCGGGCGGUGUCCUCAAGAGUAUUACUGCCGAUGAAGUACUGCUACUGCGCGGCACGGACCGCACACACGCGCUAAAGGCGCGCGCGCUGCACAUGCUGGCCCUUGCGGGUGCGCCCGCGCCGGCCCCGGCCCCGGCCCCGGCGGGACUCGCCGCGGCGCGCGAGCGUCUCCCCGCGCUGCAGCCCGCCCCGCUGCCGCUCGAACUGAGGCCCGAAUCCGAUGAUGACCCAAAGGAGUCCCUGUCCUCGGCGCUGUCGGCGCACCGCGCGGCCGUCGAGGAGGCGCGCGCCGGCAGCGCGGAGGCGGCCGCGGCCACGCUGGCGCUGCUGCCCGCCAUACGAGCCGCCACGGCUAACGAGCUGACGGCGCUGCUCGACCAUCCCGAUACUGACGAGUUAGAAGGCCUAGUCCGCGUACUCGGCCUGGCGGGGUCACGCGGCGCACAUCUGGCUGCGCGUGAGACGCUACAAUUACAAGCUAAAGAACCGCCCCGAGAACACCUCGGCAGGGAAUACCUCGCCGCACUGGCUAUAGCACCGGAGGUGGAGGAGUUUGUGAUCCGCGACGCGAUGAAGCUGGGCGCUGCGGGCGGCGCGCUCGCCCCCGCGGCCUCACUAGCGGCCGCCGCGGCGACGGCGACGCACCGCCCCCGCCCCCGCCCCCGCCACCGCGCGCCCCCCACUGCACGAGACGCCCUCACUACGGAGGUCAAGAACUCACUCACCAGAAGCCUCUCUAAGUGCAAGGAGGACGCAUGCUCCGCGGCGCGGAUUCUCGCUCUAGGACAGCUCCGAAGGCCCGAGCUGGUCGAGCUGUUCCUAGAACACGCCGAAAAGGGCGAGCGCGCAACCGCGCUCGCCGCCAUUGCUGCACUACGAGCUGUGGCUAAAGAGGGCUACAGUUACUACGGGCCGCAGCGUCGACGCCUGCAGGCCGCGGCGCUGGGCCUGCUCGCGCGGCCGCGGCCGCUGGACGUGCGCGCGGCCGCGCUCGAGCUGCUCUUACUCUCGGCGGCCGACCGCCCGCUUGCGCUGUGUACGGCUACAGUUACUACGGGCCGCAGCGUCGACGCCUGCAGGCCGCGGCGCUGGGCCUGCUCGCACGGCCGCGGCCGCUGGACGUGCGCGCGGCCGCGCUCGAGCUGCUCUUACUCUCGGCGGCCGACCGCCCGCUUGCGCUGUGGCUACAGUUACUACGGGCCGCAGCGUCGACGCCUGCAGGCCGCGGCGCUGGGCCUGCUCGCGCGGCCGCGGCCGCUGGACGUGCGCGCGGCCGCGCUCGAGCUGCUCUUACUCUCGGCGGCCGACCGCCCGCUUGCGCUGUGUACGGCUACAGUUACUACGGGCCGCGCUCGAGCUGCUCUUACUCUCGGCGGCCGACCGCCCGCUUGCGCUGUGUACGUAUACAGGGCCAUGAUAAUGUUUGCAGGGCUACAGUUACUACGGGCCGCGCUCGAGCUGCUCUUACUCUCGGCGGCCGACCGCCCGCUUGCGCUGUGUACGGCUACAGUUACUACGGGCCGCAGCGUCGACGCCUGCAGGCCGCGGCGCUGGGCCUGCUCGCACGGCCGCGGCCGCUGGACGUGCGCGCGGCCGCGCUCGAGCUGCUCUUACUCUCGGCGGCCGACCGCCCGCUUGCGCUGUGGCUACAGUUACUACGGGCCGCAGCGUCGACGCCUGCAGGCCGCGGCGCUGGGCCUGCUCGCGCGGCCGCGGCCGCUGGACGUGCGCGCGGCCGCGCUCGAGCUGCUCUUACUCUCGGCGGCCGACCGCCCGCUUGCGCUGUUGGGACUGACGCGGGGGCUCCGCGAGCACGGACCGCGGGAGUUGCGGCGGCUGUGCUGGCUGCGGCUGCAGCAGCUGGCUGCCACCAGGGCCGAGCUGGCGAUGCUGCUGCCCUCGCUGGACCCCAGGCCUAGAGACUGGUUCCGAAGGGCGCAUGAUGGUACAUCGUCGGUGCUGGAGCGUGCAGCACAGUGGGCGCGGCUGGACUCGUCGCAGCUCGCCAGCGCGGGCGUGCUCAGCCGAGGCAAGGUGGAGCUGGCAGCACACACACCGGUCGAGGAACUACAUCUGCUAACCGUGGAGAUAUGGACGCGCGGCAUGGAAUCAUUCGCGACGCCUCCUGUGAUACCCGGCGCGGCGAGAGAGGCCGAAGACGAGCUAAAACCAGAGGAAGAGGAGGCCGUCGAGGGGGGGCUAGCGCUCACUGUAGGAGGGGUCAGGAGGCCUGACGUCACGCUCUUCAACGGACAGGGCGAGCUUCUGGGCCACAUCUGGUCGGGCACGGGCUCCUCCCCGACGCCGGUGCUGCGCGCCGUGCUGCCCCGCGGCCACGUCACCCACCACUACGCGCUGCAGGCCGGCCUCGUGCUGCGAGGGAGAGUGCAGCAGGCGCUGGCACUAGCCCAGGAUGCGCAGGUAACGUUGCUGGCCACGUCGGGCACGGGCCGGCCUCGUGCUGCGAGGGAGAGUGCAGCAGGCGCUGGCACUAGCCCAGGAUGCGCAGGUAACGUUGCUGGCCACGUCGGGCACGGGUGCCUCCCCACCCCCAUCCCCCGCGGCCACGUCACCCACCACUACGCGCUGCAGGCCGGCCUCGUGCUGCGAGGGAGAGUGCAGCAGGCGCUGGCACUAGCCCAGGAUGCGCAGGUAACGUUGCUGGCCACGUCGGCCACGGGCCGGCCUCGUGCUGCGAGGGAGAGUGCAGCAGGCGCUGGCACUAGCCCAGGAUGCGCAGGUAACGUUGCUGGCCACGUCGGCCACGGGUGCCUCCCCACCCCCAUCCCCCGCGGCCACGUCACCCACCACUACGCGCUGCAGGCCGGCCUCGUGCUGCGAGGGAGAGUGCAGCAGGCGCUGGCACUAGCCCAGGAUGCGCAGGUAACGUUGCUGGCCACGUCGGGCACGGGCCGGCCUCGUGCUGCGAGGGAGAGUGCAGCAGGCGCUGGCACUAGCCCAGGAUGCGCAGGUAACGUUGCUGGCCACGUCGGCCACGGGUGCCUCCCCACCCCCAUCCCCCGCGGCCACGUCACCCACCACUACGCGCUGCAGGCCGGCCUCGUGCUGCGAGGGAGAGUGCAGCAGGCGCUGGCACUAGCCCAGGAUGCGCAGGUAACGUUGCUGGCCACGUCGGCCACGGGCCGGCCUCGUGCUGCGAGGGAGAGUGCAGCAGGCGCUGGCACUAGCCCAGGAUGCGCAGGUAACGUUGCUGGCCACGUCGGGCACGGGUGCCUCCCCACCCCCAUCCCCCGCGGCCACGUCACCCACCACUACGCGCUGCAGGCCGGCCUCGUGCUGCGAGGGAGAGUGCAGCAGGCGCUGGCACUAGCCCAGGAUGCGCAGGUAACGUUGCUGGCCACGUCGGGCACGGGUAACGUUGCUGGCCACGUCGGCCACGGGUGCCUCCCCACCCCCAUCCCCCGCGGCCACGUCACCCACCACUACGCGCUGCAGGCCGGCCUCGUGCUGCGAGGGAGAGUGCAGCAGGCGCUGGCACUAGCCCAGGAUGCGCAGGCACAAGUAUCCCUCUGGGGCCGCACGGCACGCGCGGGGCUGGCGCUGCGCGGGGCCGGCGUCGAGUCCCGGAGCCUGCGCCUGCGCACCCGCUGGGGCGGCGUCACGGCGCACGCGCACGCGCACAUACAACCGGAGCUGACUAUAGCGGCGGCGCUAGACUUCUACGACAAGCCGCAGCUGUGUGUGCACACCGCAGUUCCUGACUACACCUACAGCCGCAACGUGACGCUGGAGUCGGUCCUGGGCGCCGGCGCGCUGCGCGUGCGCCGCGCGCGCGUGACGUCACGCCGCGUGCCCGGCCGCACGCUCGCGCUCGGCGCUCCCAACGACGCCGCGUGCGCCGCGCUCGGCGCCGAGCACCAAGACUAAACCUGCGACUGACGACUGACGUGAAUCGCAAUCGAGGUGAUAUCACUCCACCUCCCGGGUCGUACACGUACACUACUAUACUAGCUCUACGAGAAUAGGUGCGCCUGAUGGUGCCGCGAUGACGUGCAAGUGGCGUGAGUUGCAGUCGUAUGUGGCGUCACUAGCUCCGGGCGCUCGUAAUGAAGUGGCCUUCUAUCUUCUAUCUACUCGCGGAACAUCGCAGCUGGAGUGUGGUCCGCGUGCCCGCCGGCGCCGCGCUCGGCUCUCGGCGCGCGCGGCGUACAGUGUUCGCGACCUCCAUGUAUAAUGCACUAAAUCUUGCAUCACGAGGCGCCAUUCAUUUAUUACGUAACACGAUUUUUGCCAGUUAUUAACUCCGUCCCCUAUGUAAGAAAACAUAGAAUACAAAACCCCAUCCCUCCUGUAUUACGUUAAAAUCUAAAGUAAAAAAAAAAUAUUUUUUGUUUAAAAAAAAAUAUUUUUGAAGUGUACGAUUAUAAGUAAGUAAAAAAAAAAUACACGCUCCCCCCCCCCUAAAUCGUCUUACGUAAUUAAUGAAUUUCGCGUGACUGAUAUGACAAUCAGUCGUAGUUGGCGUCCGAACCCGUCCCGGGCCAACUUACUCUAAAUCAUAUAAGAAUAAAUCAACCGAACUGACAAUAUUUAUAAUAUAAUCGCGUUUCUCUAAACCAGCAAUUAAUAGCUGUUGCUGGAUGGUGUCACUCACGCAUUUCUCGGUUCCAUUUCUGUCUUGUUACUCUUGUUAGGCGCUUCAUGUUGUUGUUAGGUGCUACCUCUCUACUCUCUCUAGAAACCUGCGUCGGUGACGCCAUCUAGCAAUAUACUAAACAAACUUUCCAAUUCGGAGGAACAUGAUUUAUUAGAUAUUGUCAAUUCUCUCUAAAAUAAUUUAAACCAAAGCUUAUGUUAUGUUAUGCUUUAAGUGUAAAUUUAUUGAGUUCUAAAUUGAGCAGCUUUAUUAACUAUCGAAAAAAAUUCAAAGACUAUUGAUCGAUCUGAAAAUUUACUUUUGAACAAACCUAGGGGUCUAGCCAAAAUGACAAUCGUACAUCUAUAAACGCGCCAAACGAAAAAAAAAAUACUUAUCCAGAUAACAGAUGCUGAUUACUGAUGCUGCACAAUUACGUGAUUAUUUCCAUUCAUUAAUAGGCAUUCAUUACAAUAGUGUAGUUUCGUUUGGUGUUUUCUAUCGACCGAUUGUUAUCUUGCCUAGACCCCUGAUAUCCUGGCCUGGAUAGAUAAAAUAAUUGGCGUGUUCAAGCAGUUUAUAGGAUUAAGUUUUAAACGAUUUUUUUUUUCAAAUUAUAAGAUCCCAAUCGCCAAAUUACCUGUGGCACUAAUAGGUAUUUUUAUAGUGGCUGCUGAUGGAUAAUGGAUGAAUUAAAUAUUACUUUUAAAUGGUUAAAAAACGCUUAUAACAAUACAAAACUACAUUCUAAUAAGUCUUACUGUGCACCCACACACUAUCAUAACAUUAUAUACUCGUACUUUACCUUUAUAUGUUGUUUGUGUAGUUUAACUUGUUUUUAAUGUUCUGAGAUGUAUUUUUCAGGGCAAAUUCCUAAUGUGAUCGCAGGUGCCCCUUUAUUAUGUGUAAGUCUUCGUCUGUUUAUAGUCUACAAUCUACAUUAUUUUCUAAUUGUAUACUUUUUACUAAAUCUUGUAUUUUAUUCGAGUCUCAAAUUAUUUUUAAGUUUACUGAAUGUUGUUGUAAGCUCUCUAUUUAAAAAUAGAAUCAAUAAAUACAU